Cylicocyclus nassatus is the source of this 648-nucleotide messenger RNA. The record is from the annotation of a GenBank genome assembly. Lineage: Eukaryota; Metazoa; Nematoda; Chromadorea; Rhabditida; Strongylidae.
AUGAUGCCAAAUGGUAGGGCUAAUGGAGUGCCCGAGGCACAAGACGAUCGAGCUGAUAGGGUGGCGUUGGAAGUGCCGAAUAAUGAAGCGGCGCCCAAUGGACAAGAUGAUGGAGAUAGGAUAUUUGGGGCGGCGAAUGAAGCAGGAGAUGGUGAAAAUGAAGAGCUCGGGAUGCCGAAUCUUGGACUGCCGAAUGGUUACCAUCAUGAGGAUGAUGAAGAUGAAGUGCCGGAGGGUCCGCAUGAUCCGAUCCUAGGGUUAGGCGCCCGUCCCCUAACCCGUAGGGAGCACAUGCUGCUCUACCUUCGCUUGAAUACACUCGAACGGGCGUUAGAGGCAGAAGAUGAAGGCGAAUUUGAUGAAGAUGAAGAGGUGGCACCUCUACUGGGGCCGAACGCUGAUUUUCGCAGUGUCCGCCCUCGACUAGGGUGUGUGGUAUGUGGCGUGAACGGCCACAAAACCUGCGACUGUGAGGUCUACUUGGAGUUCCGCGAUCGAGUGCGGAUCGUCUUCGCAUAUCGCCUAUGUGGGCGAUGCGCCGAAUUCCAUGAUAGGCGUAUGUGUAUUAACCAUCUUCACUGUGCGCGCUGUAGGCGAGAGGACAGCCACCCAACAUUCCUAUGCUGGAGGCCGAUCCCGAACGAGUGA